AUGUGGAAGCCUCCGACCCCUCCGACCCAGUCCUGCCGCCGCAGCCAGCGUUCUUCAGUCGUCCCGGUCCUGCGGGCGGAUGUGGUGAAGGGGGCUUCCAAACUUUCCACCUUGACACCGGGACGCACCGCAGUUGGUUUUAUGGAAGCCUCUGACCCGCUCGCUACAGUCGAGCCAUUGCAGCCAGCGCUCAUCAGACGUCCCGGUCCUGUGUGCGAGAUCGGUGAUGAGGUCUUCCAACCCGCCACCGCCGGCAAGUAUACAAAACGUUUGGACAAUACCGGCAUUGACUUCUUUCCUGCUUCCAGCCCGCAAUCGGUUCUAUUGUAUUACCAAAACGUCGGCGGUAUGAAUACAUGCCUGACCGAUUACUUACUGGCUUGUUCGGAUGAAUGUUUUGAUAUUAUCGCGUUAACGGAAACUUGGCUGAGUGAUAGUACCCUCUCUACGCAAGCAUUUGGCACCAAUUAUGAAGUUUUCCGUGGCGAUCGUAACCCAUGCAACAGUUCGAAGAGUUUCGGUGGUGGCGUGCUCGUUGCUAUUCACCGCCGCUUGAAAGGACGGCUAAUUAUUAGCGCAUCUGGGAGUUGUGUCGAGCAGGUAUGGGUGCAAAUUAAACUGAGCGACUGUUCGUUGUUUCUCUGUGUGGUUUAUAUUCCACCGAAUCGGACUCGCGAUUUAUCAUUGAUUGACUCGCAUAUUCAGUCAUUAGAAGAUGUCAUUGCUGCCCAUAUGCAUCCGGCAGAUGAAAUACUUAUCGUCGGUGAUUUCAACUUUCCAAGCCUGAAAUGGCUCACAGCUUCCGAUGGUUUUCUGUUUGCAGAUCCAAUGCAUUCCUCGUUUCACGCUGGUAUUAUCAACUUGCUUGACCGCAAAUCGGAGACGGUCAGCCAUCGCAGACUACGGAGGCGAGAGAUUAUAUUUACACCUUUGUUCGAGUCUCAAGAACAAGCGAUCGAACAUGAAGUGCAAGACCAACAGCAAGUAUCAAAGACGCCCAGUUUGCUGCAAGCAGAAGAACAACAAGUGAAACAGGAAGUACUUGAACAACUAUCGAAACAGGAGCAAAAUACGAGCCAAACUACAACCGUACAGCCUAAUGAUGACGACGAUGAUGACGAUGAUGAUGAUUACUUGUCAAUCAUUGGACCCAAAAUAAUUCGAGUGAAUCAAUCAUACGCGAUAGUUUUCAGUAACUCGCUUCCUCAUGCCGUACGAUUGGAAGUUUUACUGGAGGGAUCCAGCGGCGAUCGAUCGGUGUUGAAAGAAAAUUUUGAGAUAAUGAUGAAUAGUAAAACGGAUAACACUACAACUUUACAGGUGGGAGAUAUUCCAUGGGGUGUAUACAAAUUAUCGAUGAAGAGUUUGGAGAGUGAUUUCAAAUUUAAAGACACUGUCGAUUUGGUAUAUGAUCCCAAGCCGACUUAUGUUCUAAUGCAAACUGAUAAACCGGUAUACAAACCAGGUGAUGUGCUGCGUUUUCGAGUUUUGGUGAUGGACAUCGAUACGAAGCCCGUCACCAGCAUGGAAACUGUACGAGUAAAACUGAACGAUGCUGCCGGGAAUUCGAUUAGGCUGUGGCCUUAUGCAAAACUACAAAACGGAGUGUUUGAUUCUUCUGUUCAGUUACCAGCCGUACCAGUAUUGGGAAACUGGACCAUGACUGUUGUGACUACGGAUGAUAUAGUGGAAAAGAAGAUCAAAGUGCAAGAAUAUGUCCUACCGAAGGUUUUCAUUAAAGUCUACGCUCCUAUGAUUUUGCUAAUCCCUAAACGUUUGAUUCGAGUAGCUGUGGAAGCGGUGGAUACUUUUGGGAUGCAUGUUGGAGGCAUGACUCGUGUGGAUUUAUAUUUAGACAAAGGAAACCGAAGACCGGAUCAAUCGAAAACGCUGAAUUCGUCUGGAUUAGCCACUGUAGACUUUCAUCUCAAGGAAGAGCUGAAACCGGACCACAUCAUGAAUGGAUUUAAGGAUGUUCUGGUUAAGGUUCAUUUAAUUGAGAUGGCAACAAAUCAGUCGGUGGACCACGAGCAAAUAAUUCCAGUAUUUAAAUUUCCGUACAAAAUUUCAUUGAUGAAGGUCAUGCCGCAUUUCAUGCCGAGUGUUCCUUUUCCGGUGGAAAUAUCUUUAAAAGAUCACUACGGAAAAGCGGUGAAAGAUGCAGACUAUGCUGAAGUAACGGUUCGAUAUAAAGGCAAAACUCUAUUGGAUGAAUCUGAUUUUGUGGAACGCUUUGAUGAAAAGUUUGAUAAAUACGGAAUUGCAUCUCUUAUCCUGCGACCGCCUCUCUAUGCAACGCGUCUAGAGAUUAAGGUUAAGUAUGACUCAGUUGAUUAUGGGAUCAUUGGAAUCGGUGACAGCAUUGACUCAAAAAAUAAACAAUCUAUCCGAAUGUCACUACGUCCUGGAUCUAGAAUCCGUCCCAACAAUGAGGUAACUUUUGACGUUAAUUGUUCGGAAAAUAUGGACCAAUUUUCCUACGCGGUGGGAUCACGCAAAACUAUGAUAACUUCCGGUACGAUGCAAGUGCAGAAUAAAUCAAGCUCUGAAUUUCGACUGGAUUUAACACCUCGGAUGAUACCCAAAGCUACGGUAUUAGUCUACUACAUCAGUCAUAAUUCUCUGAUCUUCGACGAGCUUGAUCUGGACUUCGAGGUCUUCAACAACGACUUCAAACUUCAACUCGACCAAGAAGAGUACCGUCCAAGUCAAAACAUCAGUGUAAAUGUGCAAGCUGCAAAUGACUCAUAUGUGGCGUUGGGAGCAAUUGAUCAAAACGCAUUGCUCAUGGGAACUGAGGGAAACGAGUUCACCAGAAAAGGCGUUCUCGAGAUGCUAGAGGGAAUGGACUUUUUCAUCAGCACAUCAGUUGACGUGAAAGUUAACAUGGCAGAUGAGACACCCAAAGGAUUCCUGAAGCUGCAGACUCCAGUGAUUGAUUCGACAACGUACAAUAGGACACGGUUCCACGAGUCGUGUAUGUGGAAAAAUUUCACCAUGCCAGGCGAUAUGAUGUCUCUAAAGUCGAUGGAUAAGCUGCCGGAUUUAAUAACUUCGUGGCUUGUAAAUGGAUUCGCACUCAGCCCUACGAUGGGCCUAGGGUUCAUGAGUCAACCUCAGAGCGCCAAAGUACGGAAACCUUUCUACAUGAUGGCUGAUUUGCCAUACUCUAUCAAACGUAAUAUGGAAACCCCAAUACACGUAACGGUGUACAACUUCAUGAACGAUACUUUGGUUACCGAUGUUACGCUGACGAGCAAAAACAAUGAGUUCGAAAUCAUUGAAAAGGGUUCAAUCAACGAUAUGCAGAAAACCAAAGUAGUAGCAGUGCCAAUGACCAGCAAAAAGACCGUUAUGUUUAUGGUCAAACCGAAAGUCUUGGGCGAAAUCACUUUGAAAAUGGAGGCAAAUAAUAUUAUCACUUCAGACGAGACCGAAUAUCCGCUGCGAGUGGUUCCAGAAAGUCGCAUGUUCGAAAAGACUGAAACGAGAUUCAUUGAACUUCCCCGUCAUGGAACGCUUGACUAUGAGAUCGAUAUUGACAUACCGCGUAACAUAGACGACGGGUCUGCUAACAUCAAGUUUAUGCUUCACGGUGAUGUAUUGGGACAAUCUCUUCCCAAUAUGGACGCUCUGAUUCGUGCUCCAUCUGGACCCGGAGAGCAGAACAUUUUAAUUUUUGCAUACAAUACCGCCGUAUUGGAUUACCAUUCUGAAACUGGGGCACUGGAAGAAGACGUGGUUAAAAAAGCAGUAAGCUAUCUGAAAAGCGGUUACCAGAAACAGUUAAAUUUCAAACAUACAGACGGUUCCUUCAGUAACGCUGGUUCGUCUGAUCUUAUAGGAAGCACUUUACUAACGGCAUUCGUAGCGAAAUGGUUCAUGAAAGCCGACAAGUACAUCGUAGUCGAUAAGGGAAUACUGGCAGCUGCUUUCCGAUGGCUGGCGAGUGCCCAAAAAUCCAACGGUCGUUCAAUCGAAUUCGGCGAGAUUACCAAUCCGGAAAUGCACGGCGAUAUACUGUCAACCAAGUUGGCCCUUACUGCGUUUGUAUUGAUUACGUUUCUGGAAAAUGAAGCUGCAAUCGCAGAACACAAAACUACGGUGCAGAAAAUGAUGCAUUACCUCGCCAAAAAGCUAGACUCUAUCAGCGAUAUCUACGAAAUAGCUUUGGUCACUUACGCUCUGACGCUCGGGAAUCAUCCAACAAAUAACGCUUUCUUCGAUAAACUGUACCAUAGCUCUGUGUUCGAUAAACAGAAUAAGUCUCACUACUGGGACCGUCCUCCGGUUAGUAUCGAAACCACGGGAUAUGCUCUUCUGUCUUUCAUCGAACAUGGAAAGCUUUUGCAAGCAUCUUCCAUCAUGCGAUGGUUGAAACAACAAAACUACACAGCAGCAACCCCUCAAGCUUUUGUUGGCAUCGAAGCUUUGACCAAACUGGCAAACCAAAGAAGUCCAUACAGGAACGAUUAUCGACUUUCAUUGCGGCACCAUAAGCGUAUGAUCACCACGAUGGAAAUGGAUCGAAAUAAACCACAUAAAGUGGAGCUGAACUUGCCCCCAAACAUUCGUUCUCUUGAAGUGCAUGUGGACGGGAUUGGCAGUAGUGUGUUCCAGGUUAUCUAUCAAUACUCUAUGGAUAUUGAGAAAACCAGAAGUAGUUUUCAUUUGGACGUAACCGUACUGAACAGCAGUACCUAUUACGAGCAACACCUGAAAGUAUGCGUCCGGAAUGGUGCCAGUGGUGGUAAAAAAAUUUCCGAUACAGCUCAGGUUGAAGUAUUCUUCCCCAGUGGGUUCAUUGUCGAUGAAGAAGCCGUUCAGGAUCUUUCACCGAACGGGGACAUUCUGAAAGCAGAAGUUCGCUUUGGAGCCUCAUCGGUUGUCGUGUAUUAUGACAGCUUGGGAUAUGGAAAUAGUUGCUUUAAGGUUAUCGCAUAUAGACGGUUCAAACCGGCAAUGCACCGGCCGGCUUAUGUCGCCGUGUCCGAUUAUUACGACACAGAUCGUGUUACGGUAAAGUCAUAUGAAGGUAUUGUCCAGCAAAUGUGUGACAUCUGUCAAGAAAAGGACUGUCUCACGAUGUCAUGCUGAGUGGAUAUUAAGAAACGUAAGAGUGAUCAUUGAAGCGUGAAAAUUAGACUGAUUUUAUAAAUACAUUUUUUUCAAUCAAAACUAUCUGAAA
Messenger RNA from Malaya genurostris, 5188 nucleotides. RefSeq names its product thioester-containing protein 1 allele S3-like. NCBI's taxonomy places the organism in Eukaryota, Metazoa, Arthropoda, Insecta, Diptera, Culicidae. The transcript is spliced from 16 exons. Bases 1 to 5097 code for a protein of 1698 amino acids. Gene Ontology annotation, cellular component: extracellular region. Gene Ontology annotation, molecular function: endopeptidase inhibitor activity. The record is from RefSeq and is a predicted model, not a curated record.